AUGCAUCAGCGAUGCACCAGAAUCUUGAGUGUUCGGGAGAAUAGUCAUGCAGUGUCCACAGCCUCAAAGGCUCUCCUUAGACAAAGACGAUGUGGGCAAUCUUUAGAUCUCCUUGCAAAGUCUAGAGAUCAAUGAAAUGGGUCGUCAACUCAUCUCUGACAGUUGUCACCUGGUGGAGUGGAAAAAUGGCAACUUUGCGGCUCUCUAGCGGUUGUCACUAAUAGAGAGGAGCCAGAUGGAGGUGGGGCGCAUGCUAGGGAGCUUCAUCCUUAGGUCCGCAUAGCAAGAGGAGGCUCUUCAUCGCAUCUGGUAUGCUCUCAAGAGGUGGUGACUUGUCUCCCAAUGGAUCGUCCUUUUCCCGAUGAUGGCUUGUUCGUCGAUCAAUUGGAGAUGCUUUACUCGAUGAAUUUGCGAUCCUUUUAUCGCGAAUCGUUCAGUAAUUUUAGUAAUAAUACUCCACGAAUCACAUUAAUGAGAUUUUCGUUGAUGAUUUAGUGAUUUUGGUUGCUUAAUCCUUCACCGGUGAUCUACAUAAAAGUCACGAUAAUCAGAUUAAAAAAAAAAUGAGUUUUGGCUUUAGAAAGAUUCAAACCUAUGCUGAUUGCCCUACUCUUUUUCGAGAAGGUGAUGAGGGUUUAGUCCCACAUUGGUUGUGCGUUGAAGUUUCUGGUGAAUAUAAAGUAAUAUUACAUUCUCGAUCAAGUCCUUUUCUUGUGCGUGUACGACCCCUCCUUGCCCCACAGUUGGUUGGCCACUAGUGACAUAGAAGGGGAGUGGCACACACGUGCCCCCAUUGGUUCAAGUCGCUCAAGCUCCUACUCACGGCUCCUGCUCAAUUGCACUUUUGACCCGCUUGUGGGCCCGACUGGUCAGCAGGUUCCCCCCAUUUUAUUAUAUUUUUAUUUUAAUUUCUUUUCCUUUAUUUAUCUCAAAAGUAAGAUUGUAAAAAUCAUAUAAAAUCACAUAAUUAUCCAAAAAUUCACGUUAAUCAACUAAAAACCACUUUUCACACUUUAACACAAAUAUAAGUCUAUUUAUCAUGAGUUAAGGCUAAAACUAUAUUAUUUAAUAAUUAUUAACUCAUGAUAAUGAAGACUUACCAAUGUGCACUUGUUGUUAUGUUUAAAUACCCAUUAUUUAAUAAUAUUUAUAACUAAAACUUAAUAAAAUAUUAGUAUAGAAGUAAGUCUCAAGUUGAAUAUUGGGAGAUUAAUUAAUCCAUCAUGAGAAUCAAUUUAGUUUAUAUAUAAAGUGAUUUUAAUAUUUUAUCAAUAUUUAAUGGAAAUAAUAAAAUAGAAGGGUGAGGUGAAAAGAAUAAAGGAUGGAAAGUAGAGAAAGGAAGGAGGAAAAGAGAGAGAGAAGAAAGAGCUCUCAUGAAGGAUGAGAUAAGAGAUCUCUUGCGAAAGGGAGGGAAUGAGAGAGAAAGAGAGAAAAAGAGAAGAGAGAAAUCUCAUGUGAGAUGGAUAGACAGAAAGGUCUCAGGAGAGGGAGAGGGAGAGAGAAGGAGAUCAAUCAAGAGAGAGAAAGAGAAGGAGAAUGAUUGAGAGAGAGGGAGAGAAAGUGAGAGAUCUCAUGAGAGAUAGAGAGAGAGGGAGAGAAAGUGAGAGAUCUCAUGAGAGAUAGAGAGAGAAGAAGUGGUCUCAUGAGAGAAGGAGAGAGAGAAAUAAGAUAAUAAUAAAGAAAGAGAGAAAUAUAGUCAACUCAUUUUCAUGGUGACUAUCAUUCUUGGAUGAUUGUGUGCUUGAGAAUUCACAUGCAUGAUAUAAGGUCAGUCAUGAAUAUCUCCAAUUUAUUUUGAUUGUUAAACAUUCAUUAAUCAGUCUUUAAUCUUAGUGAUUUUCUUUCAAAGAUAGAAAGUAUUUGUUAUUCAUGGAACAUUAGUGGUGUGCACUUGUCGUUGUGUUAAAUACACAUUAUCUAUAUUUAUAACUAAAACUUAAUAAAAUAUUAGUAUAGAAGUAAGUCUCAGGUCAAACACAAAAAGAUUAACUAAUAUGUUGUGAAAACUAACUUAGUUUAUAUGUAUAUAGUGAUUUUAAUAUUUUAUUAAUAUUUAACAAAAAUAAUAAAAUAGAAGGGUCAGAUGAGAAGAAUAAAGGAAAGAAAAUGGAGAAAAGGAAAGAGGAAAAUGAAGAAAGAGAGAAAUAUGGUCAACCUAUUUUCUUGGAUGAAUGUGUGCUUGAGGAUUCACACACAUUACAUAAGGUCAGCCGUGAAUGUCUAUAACUUGUUUUAACCAUUGAAUGCUCAUUAAUCAGCCCUUAAUCUUAGUGAUUUCACAUUCAACAAUAGAAAUAUACUCAUUAUUUGCGGAAUGCCGAGAACAUGAAUAUGUUGAGAUUCAACAAUGAAAAUUAAUAGAAAAUAAGUUUGAAACAAUCUUAACUUAAUUUCAGACAAGUUUUAGAGGAUUCAAAAGAAGAAUGAAGAUCAUUCAUUAAGUUUUGAAUUAGUUCUACUCAUUUCAUUGAAACAUGCAUGUAACAAAAAUAACUUGCUAUAAAAUGUAAAUAAAUGAUAAAAGCAGGUAAGUAAAUGCUAAAAGUAGGAAAUAAAUCAUUACUGAAGUUGUCACCCUCUUGGGCAACUAGAGACACUAGUGUGGUGGCUUGGUUUUGUCCGAACAUGCCACACCACAUUAGAAGUCAUAGAAAUAUCAUCUAGAAGUGCUACACUACUUGCUAGAGAGAUCUACUAGAAGAGGGGUCAACUGUGCUGUCACCAUCGUCUAAUGGGAGAAGGGAAGAGUUGACUACUGACGUGACUCAGUCAUUGUAUAUUAAAUCAUGUAAAUAUAAAAUUUAUAAAACUAGAAAAUAUGAAUUUUUAGAUAUUUAGAAGUAUUUUUGAAUAAAUAUAUCAAUUAUAAUUCAAUAAAACUUCUAAAAAUAGUGGUAAUUUUCUAGGUCAACCACAAGGAUGUAAUAUAAUAUCUGGUAAUUAUUCAGAAUUUUCCUCAGAGAAUACUAUUUUAUAUAAAUUUUAUACUAAGAAAUAAAAAGGAAAUAUAUUUAAAAUUCAUGAAAAAAGGAAAUAAGGGUGCAGGCAUCAAGAUGACAUCAACGCUCGGUGAACGUGAAUCAAGCGGAAACAGAGUUCCGCCCGGCGAUUCUUACCUAAGCAAUUACAUACAAUUUAAUUGAUUAAAUUAAGAUCUAUAAAAGUUAGAAGAAUCGUAAUUGAACGAAGUAUAUUUUGGUAAAUUAAAAUCACACAAAGUAUCACUAAAUGAAGCAUAAAUUAAGUUGAAAGUAGGAAAAUAGAGUUCCAACGUCGUGAUGGUGAUGCGUCGGCAAUGCACCGGAAUCCUGAGCAUUCGAGAGGAUUGUUAUAUAGUGUCCACGGCCUCAAAGGCUCUCUUGGACAAAGAUGACGUGGGCAAUCUCUAGAUCUUAUCGUGAAGUCUAGAGAUCACUGAAAUGGGUCGUCGAGUCGUCUCUGGUGGCUGUCACCCGACAGAGUGGAAAAACGGUGACUUUGCGGCUCUCUGGUGGCUGUCACCCGACGGAGAGGAGUUGGAUGGAGGUGGGGCGCAUGUUAGGGAGCUUCAUCCUCAAGUCCGCGCAGCAAGAGGAGGCUCUUCAUUACAUCUGGUAUGCUCUUAGGAGGUGGCAACUCGUCUCCCAGCGGAUCGUCCUCUUCUCAACGAUGGCUUGUUUGUCGAUCAAUCGGAGAUGAUUUACUCGAUGGAUUUGUGAUCCUUUUAUCGCGAAUCCUUCAGCAAUUUUAGUAGCAAUGCUCCGUGAAUCGCAUUGACAAGAUCCAACAAUUCUUGUUGCUUAAUCCUUCACCUGUGAUUUGUAGGAAAGUCACGAUAAUCAAAUACAAAUAUAUGACUUUUGACUCUAAAAGGACUCGAACCCAUGCCAGUCGUCCCCCUCUUCUGAGGAAGGUGUGACGGGGGUUUAGUUCCACAUCAGUUGUGCGCUGAUUUUUUGGGUGAAUAUAUACUAAUGUUAGCUUUGUAAGCAAAGUCCCUUCUCUCACAUGUACGACCACUCCUUGCCCCACAAUUGGCUGGCCACCGGUGACGUGGAAGGGGAGUGGUGCACACGUGCCUCUAUUGGUUCAAGCCGCUUGAGCCCCUACUCACGGCUACUCCCUAACUGAGCUUCCGACCCGCUUGCAGGCUCGGUUGGCCGGCAGGUCCCCCCAUUUUACAAUAUUUUUAUUUCUAUUUCUUGUUCUUCAUUUAUCUAAAAAGUAAGACUAUAAACAUCGUAUAAAAUCACAUAAUUACCCAAAAAUUCAUGUUAAUCAACUAAAAACCACUUUUCACACUUUAACAAUAAUAUAAGUCUAUUUACCAUGAGUUAAGACUAAAACUAUAUUAUUUACUAAUUAUUAACUCAUAAUAAUGAAGACUUAUCAACUACUCACUAGAGGCCUUUAGUGCAGUUGGGGAGGAAGGAAUGAGCUUGUUGAUCGUCGAAGACAUUGAUUGCAUGAAAAGAGGGAAGAAUGAAUUGUUGUCUUUGCAACUACUGUCAAGAUUUUAAAGAUAAUCAAUAAUGUCUAGUUUAUUAAAUAAUAAUUGAUAAUUGUCUUUAUAUCCAUAGUGAUGAUAUGUGUGAGAAAAGUCCCUAGUAAUGUGGCGCCGCCUUAGCUGUGAGAUCAUCAUUUAAGGCCACAUGUAUGCUGAGCGGCAUCAAAUUUGCAAAGUGCUGAUGGAUUGCUUAAUGCUUUUGGGAUCGUGACAGUUCACUAGCUGCAGGAUUUGACUUAUUUGAUGACGUGGCUUGCUGAACACUAUUGGAUCAAACUGCAUUCCAAAUGGCUACCUUGAAACACACGAGAAGGUUUAGUCCCACAUUGAAAGUUUUUCAUCAUUUAAGCUGAAUAUAAAUCAAGUUACUCUCUCUUAGUAGAGAUCCCUUUUCCCAAAAUAAAAUAAUGCCUAGAACCAUCUUGGGAGAAGGUAAAAAGGUGGUCCACCCUCAUGCACACACAUAUGUACGACACUCCUUGCUCUAUGAUCAGCUUGGCCACCAGGCAACUUGCUAACACAUAUGGUAGGGGGAAUGACACACAAGUGCACGAAGCAAGUCUCUCGCCACUCGAGCCCAACUUGUGACUCCCCUAGUUUUGGUCUACCCACUCAACUAUAGUGCUGCCCCUCUAGGUCAGCUCCCGAGUGCUGGCUUGCUAGUGGGUAGUGAUAUUUUUCUAUUUUAGUCUUUUAUUUUUCUAAAUAAUCAAAAAAUAUGCUAAAUAUUUAACUUCAGAUUUCUAAAUUGACAAUUUAUCUCUAUAUUUAUUAUGUAAGUUAAAAAACUAAAAUAAAAUAAUUUAAAUAAUGAAAAUAGAAAAUCUUGCUUUAAUAGAGUGGCACAUGUAUGUGUAUGUUGCUGCAUGCAACGUGAUGCCAAUGCACAAGGGAAUAUGGCAUGGAGUGGAAAGGCUUGAACAGCAAGUGCAACUAGGGGAAGGUGGGGGGGACAUACUUUGCUUUGUGAAAGUGUCUAGAGAUAGAUAGUGAUGGCGAGCGGGACCUGUCUCCAUCAGCUCAAGAGACACUGACAGUCUGAGUUCAGCCCGAUCGAUGCAUGAAGACGAAGGAGCCUAGCUUUCGCUACACAGCCUACCCCUUUGGGACAAUGACAUUCCACCUUCGCAACGAAGAUGAGCUCAAGCUCACCCGUAUCUUUCUUUGUACUUUCAAGUUGACUUGUUGGGCCUCGCAUUUGUGAGUUAGUGGGCCUAAUUUUAUGUGUGUGUUGUUGUUUGUGUCUCCCUUUCUUUAGGGUUUUAUCGAGUCUCUCUUUUGAGGCCCAAUUAAAACCCUAAGGGGGAGGGGACCUAUGUGUCUUUCCUUUGGGGCCUUUUUUGGGGCUUAUUUGGGUCUUCAUUUGAGGCCCACUUAAGCACCAUAAGAGGGCCCUCCUCUUUCCCCUUUUAGGGGAGCUUAUUGGGUCUCUCUUUAAGAGGCCCAAGAAGCCCCUUUUGUAGCCUUUUGUGGCUUAUGGGCUUGAGGGCCUCAAGUGGGCCCACCUCCCCUUAGCCCACUUUUGGGCCCCUGAUGUGACUCAGUCAUUGUAUUUUAAAUCACGCAAAUAUAAAAUUUAUAAAACUAGAAAAUAUGAAUUUUUGGAUAUUUAGAAGUAUUUCCAAAUAAAUAUAUCAAUUAUAAUUCAAUAAAAAUUCCAAAAAUAGCGAUAAUUUUCUGGGUCGAUCACAGGGAUGUAAUAUAGUAUCUGGUAAUUAUUCAGAAUUUUUCUCAAUGAAUACGAUUUUCUUACGAAUUUUAUACUAGGAAAUAAAAAGGAAAUAUAUUUAAAAUUCACGAAAAAAAGGAAAUAAGGGUGCGGAUGUCAAGAUGAUGUCAGCACUCGACAAACGCAAAUCAGGUGGAAAUAGAGUUCCGCCUGACGAUUCUUACGUAAGCAAUUAUAGAUGACUUAAUUAAUCAAAUUAAGAUCUGUAAAAGCCGGAAGAAUCGUAAUUGAACGAAGUAUAGUUUGGUAAAUUAAAAUCACACAAAGUAUCACUAAAUGAAGCGUAAAUUAAAUUGAAAGCAGGAAAAUAGAGUUCUAAUGUCGCGAUGGUGAUGCGUUGGCGAUGCACCGGAAUCCUAAGUGUUCGGGAGGAUCGUCAUGUAGUGUCCACGGCCUCGAAGGCUCUCCUUGGACAAAGAUGACGUGGGCAAUCUCUAGAUCUUCUCGCGAAGUCUAGAGAUCAAUGAAGUGGGUCGUCGAAUCGUCUCCAGCGGCUGUCACCCGGCAAAGCGGAAAAAUGGCGACUUUACGGCUCUCCGGCAGCUGUCACCCGACAGAGAGGAGCUGGAUGGAGGUGGGGUGCGUGUCAGGGAGCUUCAUCCUCAGGUCCACGCAGCAAGAAGAGGCUCUUCAUCGUAUCUGGUACGCUCUCAAGAGGUGGUGACUCGUCUCCUGGCUGAUCAUCCUCUUCUCGAUGACGGCUUGUUUGUCGAUCAAUCGGAGAUGAUUUACUCGAUGGAUUUGCGAUCCUUUAAUCGCGAAUCGUUCAAUAAUUUUAGUAGCAAUACUCCGCGAAUCGCGUUGACGAGAUUUUUGCCGAUGAUCUAGCGAUUCUCGUUGUUUAAUCCUUCACUAGCGAUCUGCAGGAAAGUCGCGAUAAUUAGAUAAAAAUAUAUGAAUUUUGACUAUGGAAGGAUUCAAACCCGCGUCGGUCGCUCGCUUGUGAGGAAGGUGUAAUGCGGGUUUAGUCCCACAUUAGUUGUGCGCCGAUUUUUCAGGCGAAUAUAUAGUAAUGUUAACUUUGUAAGCAAAGUCCCUUCUCUCGCAUGUACGACCACUCCUUGCCCCACAGCCGGCUGGCCACCGGCGACGUGGAAGGGGAGUGGCGCACACGUGCCCCUAUCGGUCUAAGCUAAGCCGCUUGAGCCCCUACUCACGGCUACUCCCCGAAAGCACUUCCGACCUGCUUGCGGGCCCAAUUGGCCAGUGGGUCCCCCCAUUUUGCAAUAUUUUUUAUUUUUAUUUCUUGUUCUUCAUUUAUCUCAAAGGUAAGACUAUAAAAAUUAUAUAAAAUCACAUAAUUACUCAAAAAUUCACGUUAAUCAAUUGAAAAAUAAAAAUCAUUCUUUAACACAAAUAUAAGUCUAUUUAUCAUGAGUUAAGGCUAAAACUAUAUUAUUUACUAAUUACUAACUCAUGAUAAUGAAGACUUAUCAGCCCCAUAUAAAGGGGAGGUAGGACCCCCCCUCAAGAGGGUGCCAUAUUUUUGAGAGAGAUUAUCAUUUUGUGAGUACCUUCUCUGUGAUCUAGGAUAGGGAGGGAAGGAGGAAGAAGAAGACCGUCGAUACCCCCCUUGAAGGACUUCGUUCCUCAUGACAUUGCUGCAUGAUAAGUCCCGCUGCCCCCUAAGAUCACUGCCGCUGCCGGCCAUCUCAGUGCCGCACAGGAGUUCGUCGCCGUCACCGAACAAAAUGGUCGCAGUUGCCACUGCAAUUGCCGUUGCCUCUGCUAGAACCUCGUCACGCCAUCGUGACGAAAGGGGCUCGCUUUGCCUCCCUACGAACCGUCAUCGAGCACUCCGCCGGAGUCUCUCGAGUCUUGGUUUGUCUGCCACCUCUUCCUCCAGAACUCCACCAUAAACUUGCCGAAGCUGCCCUCCGCUGCUCCGCCCUAUCGCUGGCCGUUCACCGAUGAACGCCUACCUGCUGCCGAUGUCAAGAGAGACCUUGCAGCCAUGCCAAUGAGCCAGAACUAGUCUCAGCUCCUCACAAGCCCCCACCGGAGUUUCCCGACACUUUGCCGCUGUUGCACCAUUUCUUGCGCCGCUUAGACCAUGAGAGCUCAACCUUCCGUGGUAUCGUCGGCCAGAUCAUCUCCUCUCUGCUCUACUUCCCAGCACUGCUAGAGAGGCUGAUCCUUCUAGCGACGGUUGGGUUUCCGCCCCAACCGCUGAUGUGACUCAGUCGUUGUAUAUUAAAUCACGCAAAUAUAAAAUUUAUAAAACUAGAAAAUAUGAAUUUUCAGAUAUUUAGAAGUAUUUCUAAAUAAAUAUAUCAAUUAUAAUUCAAUACAAAUUCCAAAAAUAGCGGUAAUUUUCCAAGUCGAUCAUAGAGAUGUAAUAUAAUAUCUGGUAAUUAUUCAGAAUUUUUCUCAAUGAAUACAAUUUUCUUACGAAUUUUAUACUAGGAAAUAAAAAGGAAAUAUAUUUAAAAUUCACGAAAAAAAAGGAAAUAAGGGUGCGGGUGUCAAGAUGAUGUCAGCGCCUGGCGAACGCGAAUCAGGCAGAAAUAGAGUUCCGCCCGAUGAUUCUUACGUAAGCGAUUACAUACGACUUACUUAAUCAAAUUAAGAUCUGUAAAAGCUGAAAGAAUCGUAAUUGAACGAAGUAUAGUUUGGUAAAUUAAAAUCACACAAAGUAUCACUAAAUGAAGCAUAAAUUAAAUUGAAAGUAGGAAAACAGAGUUCCGGCGUCGCGAUGGCGAUGCAUCGGCAAUGCAUCGGAAUCCUGAGCGUUCGGGAGGAUCGUCGUGUAGUGUCCACGGCCUCAAAGGCUCUCCUUGGACAAAGACGACGUGGGCAAUCUCUAGAUCUUCUCGCGAAGUCUAGAGAUCAAUGAAGUGGGUCGUCGAAUCGUCUCCAGCGGCUGUCACCCGACGGAGCGGAAAAACGGCGACUUUGCGGCUCUCCGGCGGCUGUCACCCUACGGAGAGGCACUAGAUGGAGGUGGGGUGUGUCUUAGGGAGCUUCAUCCUCAAGUCCGCACAGCAAGAGGAGGCUCUUCAUCGCAUCUGGUACGCUCUCAGGAGGUGGCGACUGGUCUCUCGGCGGAUCGUCCUCUUCCCGAUGAUGGCUUGUUCGUCGAUCAAUUGGAGAUGAUUUUCUCGAUGGAUUCGCGAUCCUUUUAUCGCGAAUCGUUCAGCAAUUUUAGUAGCAAUGCUCCGCGAAUCGCGUUGACGAGGUUUUUGCCGAUGAUCCAGCAAUUCUCAUUGCUUAAUCCUUCACCGGCGAUGACGUGACUCAGUCGUUGUAUAUUAAAUCACGCAAAUAUAAAAUUUAUAAAACUAGAAAAUACGAAUUUUUGGAUAUUUAGAAGUAUUUCUAAAUAAAUAUAUCAAUUAUAAUUCAAUAAAAUCCAAAAAUAGCGGUAAUUUUCCAGGUCGAUCACAGGGAUGUAAUAUAAUAUCUGGUAAUUAUUCAGAAUUUUUCUCAAUGAGUACGAUUUUCUUACGAAUUUUAUACUAGGAAAUAAAAAGGAAAUAUAUUUAAAAUUCACGAAAAAAAGGAAAUAAGGGUGCGGGCGUCAGGAUGACGUCAGCGCCAGGCGAACGCGAAUCAGGCGGAAACAGAGUUCCGCCCGGUGAUUCUUACGUAAGCGAUUACAGACGACUUAAUUAAUCAAAUUAAGAUCUGUAAAAGCCGGAAGAAUCGUAAUUUAACGAAGUAUAGUUUGGUAAAUUAAAAAUCACACAAAGUAUCACUAAAUAAAGCGUAAAUUAAAUUGAAAGCAGGAAAACAGAGUUCCGGCGUCGCGACGGCGAUGCGUCGGCGAUGCACCGGAAUCCUGAGCGUUCGGGAGGAUCGUCAUGUAGUGUCCACGGCCUCGAAGGCUCUCCUUGGACAAAGACGACGUGGGCAAUCUCUAGAUAAAGCAGGAAAACAAAGUUCCGGCGUCGCGACGGCGACGCGUCGGCGAUGCACCGGAAUCCUGAGCGUUCGGGAGGAUCGUCGUGCAGUGUCCACGGCCUCGAAGGCUCUCCUUGGACAAAGACGACGUGGGAAAUCUCUAGAUAAAGCAGGAAAACAGAGUUCCGGCGUCGCGACGGCGACGCGUCGGCGAUGCACCGGAAUCCUGAGCGUUCGGGAGGGUCGUCGUGCAGUGUCCACGGCCUCGAAGGCUCUCCUUGGACAAAGACGACGUGGGCAAUCUCUAGAUCUUCUCGCGAAGUCUAG
This is a messenger RNA of Spirodela intermedia, 10385 nucleotides long. NCBI's taxonomy places the organism in Eukaryota, Viridiplantae, Streptophyta, Magnoliopsida, Alismatales, Araceae. The record is from the annotation of a GenBank genome assembly.